This is a messenger RNA of Oncorhynchus kisutch (coho salmon), 3422 nucleotides long. RefSeq names its product sentrin-specific protease 1. The transcript is spliced from 16 exons. Gene Ontology annotation, biological process: proteolysis; protein desumoylation. Lineage: Eukaryota; Metazoa; Chordata; Actinopteri; Salmoniformes; Salmonidae. The record is from RefSeq and is a predicted model, not a curated record. Gene Ontology annotation, cellular component: nucleus. Gene Ontology annotation, molecular function: deSUMOylase activity. The coding region runs from base 489 to 2858 and encodes 789 amino acids.
UACAACUUCGAGCUCAGCCAUGUUGUGGUUUUGAAUGAGGAAGAAGCGGGAGAGGUUAUCGUUUAGUGAGUUUAUACGCCGUAUUUUUGUAUUUGAAGUAUUACAUUGGGUUAUUUUUGGCCCCUUGGUUAUUUAAGAAACAUCAAUUGCAUUGUAGAAUGUGGUACUAGUGAUUAAACUCAGUCAAGUGCGGAUUAAAGUCCUAGUAGCUAAAGCCACAUACAACAAGCUUGUUAGCUAGCUAGUUUAGCUAACCAGCUUUCAAGCUUGUUAGCUGUGCGAGCUAAAUAACAAACUCAUUUCAAGGGAAGGAAGGGGGAAGGUAACCUGAUUAGUAGUGUUGGUCAACUAGGUACGAUUUACUUGCCCCGGCCGAAUGACGUUGGGUGGCUUUAUGUGCUUUUGGCUGCGCUGGCGGGCAGGUUGGAAGCAACCAUAUGGAUACCUUUUUUUCGCGGGCGGGAGGUUUUAAACUUCUCUAGCUAAACAUGUUCAAUAAAUUUUACGAAUGGAUUGGAACGGGCUUCGCUAAUCUCCGCUACGGACUGCCAGCUCCCGACCAACAGGAUAACGUUGAUACACAUGGAAUUCAACAACGGCGUCCGAUCAGGAGAAAAAGACCUAUCGACUGUUUGGAGGACAGAGAGGCUGUUGACCAUGAUGACCAAGCCCUAGCAGUGAAGAAAUUCCGGAUGGGGGAUAUUGUUCAUACAGUAAAGACUGCGGCUGAAGGGGUGAAGAGCCAUAGUGCCGAUGUGGCUUCGUGGGUACGGAACAGUGUGACCCCUACCUUGAGGAACAUACUGCCUGCAUCCCCUGGUCCUCUAGAAGAACACCCAGGGGAAGAGCCUCCAGAAGAGCCCCAACUGGAGCCCUCAACCUUUGCACCCCCUCCCUCAACUGUCUGGGAAGAAACUGAGGUCCUCGAGGUGAGGAACUCUACUCCUCUGGAUGGGACUGUUGUUGCUCCCUCAACAACUCUGAAAUGGAAAAGCUCUAAAUCAGGCAAGACUAUUGUACAUUUUCUAAUCUCUAUUCUAAGAAUGUCUUUGCCGGCUGGAAAUGUCAGUAAUGUCGCUAUGGAAAUGGACACUUUUUUUCCUCCUUUCUUCACUGCAGAGUCCUAUAGCAUUGAGAAGUCGAUGGUGGGAUCGACGGUCUGCAGACAGAAAGUUUGCAUGGCUCUUACACAUCGUGAAGCACCCAAAACAAAUGGGCACUCUGUCAGUCAGCCUCCUUCCUCCAGCAGCACCUCUAAGCCAUGUCCCUCUCCCCACCUGGGAAGGACCCACUUCAGAACACCUACAUCAAAUAGACGGUUUACCUCAGCAGGGUUAGGUACAGGAAGCGGCUCCAUCACCAGCAUGCAUGAGAAGACCUUCCCUAUCCGCGUGGUGCAGAGUCCUUCACACGGCAGCUCCUCCUACCGCCUUCUCAGAGCCAGGGCUCGCUGCACUGCACAAGAGUCUGUCCGUGAGGAGGAGAAGGAGGUGUACAGACAGCUACUGGCCAUGGUCUCAGGUGGACAGUCCUCCUCGUGUCACAACGGCAGCUCCCAUGGCUUUCCACGCUCACACAGAGACUUCACCAGCUUCCUGAAUACCAGCAGAUGUCUGCUCCAGUGUUCGUCCCCUGCCUGGUCAGGAGAUGCCUCACGGGGCCCCAGUGGACCCCCAAGCCCCCGCCCAGAGUCCAGCCAGGGGUACAGCAACGUCCCCAGCCCAGGGGAGGGCUCCUCCAGUGGGGCAGGGAACCAGCCAUGGGCCUCUGACUCAGACCUCAGCCCCAGGGGACAAGAGCCAGUACAGUCUGCCCCUUCCCCAGUUACCAUACUGGACACCUUUUCUCAGGACUCACAAUCAUCAGCUCAUGAUGGGGACUCUGUAAUCAUUGUGAAAGAGCAGAAGGGCAAAAGGCCAGACAGUUCAAGUGUACCAUGCUUCCGAGCUGAGCUCUGGAUCAAAGAAUUGUCUAGCAUGUACGACUUCCGUGCCCGGGAGAGACGGAGGCAGAUAGAGGGACAGGAGGCCCUAACUGCUCAGCUGCUGCAACAGCGUAUAUCAGAUGACAGCCAGCUGGGCCACAGGGCCGUGGAGCUGCAUGUUAGAGUCCCUCUGGAGAAGGAGGUUCCUCUGGCUCCCUUCAUAGAGGAACCCAAACCCACAGAGGAGAAACCAGAGUUCCCUGAGCUCACUGAGGAUAUGGAGGGGGAGGUGGGCCGGGCGCUGACAGUAGGCAGCCAGGACGAGGUGCUGAGUGAAGGCUUCAGACUCACCAUCACACGCAAAGACCUCCAGACCCUCAGCCACCUCAACUGGCUCAACGAUGAGGUGAUCAACUUCUACAUGAACCUGCUGGUGGAGCGCAGUAAGGAUCCCAGCCUGCCGACGGUCCACACCUUCAACACCUUCUUUUUCCCCAAGCUACGCAGUGCAGGCUACUCUGCCGUACGCCGCUGGACCAAAAAGAUGGACAUCUUCUCAAUGGACGUCAUACUGGUGCCUGUCCACCUGGGGGUGCACUGGUGCCUCUCUGUAGUGGAUCUCCGUAAGAAGAGUAUCACAUACUUUGAUUCAAUGGGAGGGAACAAUGACGAAGCCUGCAGGAUACUGCUGCAAUAUCUGCAGCAGGAAAGCAAGGACAAGAAGGGCAAAGACCUGGAUACCGCAGAAUGGACUGUGCAGAGCAAGAAACGCCAUGAGAUUCCUCAGCAGAUGAACGGAAAUGACUGUGGAAUGUUCACAUGUAAAUAUGCAGAGUACGUCACCAAAGACAAGCCAAUCACAUUCACACAAAAACACAUGCCCUACUUCAGGAGACGCAUGGUCUGGGAGAUAUUGAAUCGGAAACUGUUGUGAUGAAAUCGUGGAGAGAUUUUUGAACUGAUAGCUACAGUCUGCUCAAGGGGAGGUGUCUGCAAUGAUGAUGGUGCCUAAGAUGCUGUGGCUGUUAAGCUGGAGGAGGAUUCAGCUGGUCUGCUCCUGGGUGGGAAAGAGACUUAAUCUGGUGGAGCUCUGAGCCCCCCCCCCCCCCCCCCACAAGUCCAAUCCAGUGGAGGAUUUGACUCUGCCAUCUCUAAGGAUUUGCUUAUUUGGUCUUGAGCUUGAAAGGAGGAAUGGAAUGGAAAAGCAAUACCUCAUCUCAGUGUUUUAUGUUGUGGUCCACUGUCACAAGUUGGGAAGUCUGGGGUCAUUUUGUAUCACCCAGCAAAGUUUGAAUUGGUGUUGUUUUCUAUAAAUCAUACUCAUCAGAACAUCUGUCUAGUGAAGUUGGACCAACCAGUAUUUUGUCACUGAUAUUUUUGUAAACUACUUAAGUACAGCUCAAAGAAAGUUUGGUGUUCUGACGCUGACACCUUAUUUUUCUAUAGUGUAUGGUUGAUACCCAUACCUGGUUCAAUAAACUGGUUCAAUCAGCGAACA